AAAAUUUCUCCUAAUUAUAGGCGUACGCACAUUAAUUGCUGCCCACCUGCUCAGAGAGCUCUCUCCUCAUUCUCCUUCCGAAGGAGGAAGACCGAUGCUUUCUCUCUCCUUCCUCUCGUGAAUUCACUCUCUUUGGUGCUAAAUCGCUCUCUUCUCCGGCGCUCGCUUUCUCUCUUGGUGGGUGUCACUUCUUCGCUCUCUGCUCCGGCGCUCGUGCUCGUUAAGUCUCACUCCACAAAAAUCCAACGAGACUUCAUCGUCCUCUCAGUCUCCAUCAAGAAGAAAACCCAACAGCAAGCGGCGAUCGUUUUUUGUGCAAGGGAAGAAAAGGAAAGAGCCCGACUCGGCAGAGUUCAUAUCCGCGCUCGCGCCGAGAAACACUGCUUAGCUCAUGAUGAUGGUGUCGUGUCCCAGCCAGGCCGCCACCGCUGCCGAGGACGCCUCCAUGGCGCUCGCGCUCGUCGAGGCCGCGUACCAGACGGGCAGGGGGUCGUCCACGUCUCGCCGGGGUCGGACAAGUCAAAAGCCUCCAGGGACGCGCUGGGGGCUAACGGUCGCCUGCUGUGUUUUCUUCGACCUUUAUCACAACGCUUGCUGCAACGUUCAACUUCAAUGGUGCCAAAUCGAGAAACCCCCGUCGGAUUGUACCCUAAAGCCGGCAACAACAUCCGGGACAAUCCUUCGAGACUUUCCAUGGAGACCCUUCAAAGAACCUUCUCCGACACAGCCUCCGAGCUUAGCAAAGAAGCCGCCCGCAAAGCCGAUGGCAAGGUGAGGCCGCUGCCGCUGAUCUAUGAGCUGGAGGAUGCAAAGUGCAAGUGUUGCAGGAUGUCUGAGGAGUACACGCCGGAAUCCGCAAGGCGCAUCCGGGAGAAGUUCUCGGGAAAGAUGGUGUGCGGCCUUUGCACGGAGGCGGUGCGCGUGGAGAUGGAGAGGAACGGCGGGAGGAACUGGGAGGAGUCGCCUGACACGCACAUGAGCGCGUGCAUGCUGUUCAACCGGAUUGGGCGGGCGUACCCGGUGCUCUACCAAGCGGAGGCCAUGAGAGUCAUCUUGAAGAAGAGCUCGAGCGGCGGCUGUUUGAGGGCUAAGUCUAUCAACCCUAGAGACAAAGGCGGACUGAAGAAAGCGACCAUCGCGAGGAGCUUGAGCUGCAUUCCAGCUAUCACAAGAGACCAACUACGACAGAACAACGGUCAAUUGAAGUAGGCCGAAUACUCGUGCAGAUGAGGUUCAUUGUCGAUGAGUCUGAAAGCAUAGCAAAUUAAUGAUAGUAGGCCUCGAACGGAUCUAUAUAUCGCAUCUGUCCAUAUAUACAAGCUUCAUCUUCGAUUGAAGAAAUUAGAUGCUUUCGAUUAGGAGAGAUGAGGAUUAUGAUCGAUGGUUAGUCAUGUAUGUUUGAACAAUAUAUCUUAGGAUCUUAUACAUCUGCGAAUGUAAAUAAA
This is a messenger RNA of Eucalyptus grandis, 1445 nucleotides long. RefSeq lists its product as uncharacterized. The transcript has 2 exons. The record is from RefSeq and is a predicted model, not a curated record. NCBI's taxonomy places the organism in Eukaryota, Viridiplantae, Streptophyta, Magnoliopsida, Myrtales, Myrtaceae. The annotation marks the transcript as partial.